Molecule: messenger RNA, 1128 nt
Organism: Penicillium cataractarum
Lineage: Eukaryota; Fungi; Ascomycota; Eurotiomycetes; Eurotiales; Aspergillaceae
Product: tetratricopeptide repeat protein
Exons: 6
Coding region: 1-1128 (375 amino acids)
Molecular function (GO): protein binding
Source: RefSeq, a predicted model, not a curated record
AUGCCCUCCCUACGAAACAUCUUACACAAACGCGAAGACCUCACUGAGAAGUCCUCUGCAUCAACAACAACGCCCCAUAACCCCCCAUUAUCUCCGCCACAUCCCGAGAUCACCUUCCUACGCUCCGACACCUUCGGCCAAGAAGUAAUCACCCCGCCAGCACACCCACACGACGAGUACACGAGCGACGCAAGCGCAGCGCCAGAAUCACCCCGACUUGGAUCCUCCAAUUCCCGCCGCAGCUUCUUCUUCCAGCGCUCCAACUCCUCGCGCUCCCUCUCCAGCCCUUCUCCACCCCGUCCCCGCGGCGAUCGUCGCCUGUCGAAUCUGCUCCACCGCCGCAGCCGCAGUAACUCACAAGAGUCGUCUGCGAAUAUCCCCGAGGGUUUACCGCAGAUUGAGGACGACCAGGGCGUCGAUAAACAAGAGCGUGAGGCGCAAUGGGAGAAAAGGGCUACCGUGUUGGUGCAGCGGAAUCCGCACUUUGGACAGUCGCCGCCACAGUCGACGUGGGAUUUGUCAUUGCCCAGUGGUGGGCAGGGGAGAUCAAGAAGUUCUAGUCACAGUCGCGUUGGGGAUCAGCAGGAUGAUAUCAAUAUCCAAGAGGCCAUUCGGCUGCACGAAGCUGGAGAUCUGGAACGAUCGACUAUGAUGUUCGGCCAACUAGCCGACCCUAACGGGCACAAUAACCCGCUUAGCCAAGUUCUCUACGGCUUAGCUCUAAGACACGGCUGGGGCUGCACGAAAGACGAGGCGCGCGCAGUAACAUACCUCUCGGCUGCGGCUACAAACUCGGCCGCCGUAGAGUCCGAGGCUCUCCGUGCAGGUAUGAAGAAGGGUGGCGUUGCAAAAGGCGAGCUGGUCCUCGCCAUUUUCGAGCUCGCGAACUGCUUCCGCAUGGGCUGGGGCGUCAAGAAAGAUCCCGCUGCUGCAAGGCAAUAUUACGAGACUGCCGCGAACCUAGGGGAUACCGAUGCGAUGGAUCAGGUCGCGUGGUGUUAUCUCGAGGGAUUCGGCGGGAAGAAGGAUAAGUUCAAGGCAGCCAAAUACUAUCGACUUGCCGAGGAGAAUGGGAGUCCUACUGUUGGGAACUCUUGGAUCUGGAAGGAAAAGUACAACCCCAAAUGA